Monascus purpureus is the source of this 4786-nucleotide messenger RNA. The record is from the annotation of a GenBank genome assembly. Lineage: Eukaryota; Fungi; Ascomycota; Eurotiomycetes; Eurotiales; Aspergillaceae.
GGGAGAUCUGCCCAGUCGCGUUUCGCUGCUCAGCCAUUUUUGGCCCGACGCUAAACCAGCUGCAGCGGUUCUCCGUAUCCUCUUCCUUCCAGGUAACUCCAUUUAGUCGGCAUCAGUUGCUUCGUUCACGCUUCUUUGAACGAUUACUUGUCAUCUCGAACCGACUUUGCCUUGCUUGCUCAGUGCUCUGCCUGAACCCCUUUAUACUCACCGCUUUUAUUCCCCCCUGAGAAAAAUCCAAGGAAAGCAAGGAAAGAGGAGGAAGAAAAACAAUCAAUGCCUCCGGGCCACACCAGCCCUUGCGACUCAAAAGCUGUAAGGGUGUCCGCCCGCUCCAGGUACCAUGGCCAGCGGUAGGCCUCCCGGGAGUCUUCCAGCCGGUGCUCGCGAUGGAGACUUGCUACAGCUGGAGGACUCGAACCCGACGUACAGUACCGGACAACGACCACCAGUGGACGAUGACCACCUGUUGCGACAGUACGACAUUGACGAUUCUGAACAACCGCGACCCUCCGUUUCCUACGAUGACUUUGUCGGAGGUAGACCGCCGCAAGGUGCCGGUGUCUACGCGGCGCCGGCGCACCCCCCUCCUGCCCAACCUGGCCUACACGUCUCUGGUCCCUAUUCUGGGGAACCAGCCAGUCGAACCUACUCGCAAACGUCCGAUCUAGACAAUUACUCGCGCUAUUCGCUAGACGACUACGAUGAUGAGCGGGAUUUAUUCAACGAGGAGAGGGCAGGUGCGCAACCUGUUCGAAUGACAAAGGAAAGAAGCAGUCUUCUUGGUCUGGGAGGGAGAGUCAAGAGCAUGUUUGGCAUGAACAACCAUGAUUACUCUGAGAUGGAUCUCCCGUUAACGGAAGCGGGAGCAAGGAAUGCAAGGAUCGAUAGUGCGGUCUCAGAAGAAACACCCUCGGCGCCAAGGAAGAGGUUCAGUGCUGGAGACUUCAAAUUUGGUUUUGGACGAAGGAAGGCAGAUCCGUCAACACUGGGACCGCGUCUGAUCGCGCUCAACAAUCCACCAGCCAAUGCUGUCCACAGGUUCAUCGACAACCAUGUAUCAACGGCCAAAUACAAUGCUGUCACGUUUCUGCCGAAGUUUUUGUAUGAACAGUUCUCGAAAUACGCCAAUCUGUUUUUCUUGUUCACCGCCAUUCUCCAGCAAAUUCCUAGCGUCUCCCCUACAAACCGAUAUACCACGAUUGUUCCCUUGGGCGUUGUACUACUGGUUUCGGCGAUUAAAGAGUCGGCGGAGGAUUACAAACGGAGAGCUUCGGACAAGUCUUUGAACCAUUCCAAGGCUCAGGUCCUGAAAGGAUCUGCUUUUCAUGAGGCAAAAUGGAUUGAUGUGAAGGUUGGGGAUAUCGUCCGGGUGGAGUCUGAGCAACCGUUCCCGGCCGAUUUAGUCCUACUUGCAAGUUCGGAACCGGAAGGUCUAUGCUAUAUUGAAACUGCAAAUCUAGACGGGGAAACAAAUCUCAAGAUCAAACAGGCAAUCCCAGAAACGGCACACCUCGUCAACCCGAGUGACUUGGGCCGUUUAAGUGGACAGAUCCGAUCAGAGCAGCCAAACAGCAGCCUUUAUACAUAUGAGGCGACAUUGACGAUGCAGACGGGCGGUGGGGAGAAGGAACUUCCCUUAGCCCCUGACCAGCUGUUGCUUCGUGGGGCUACUCUUCGAAAUACCCCUUGGGUCCAUGGGAUUGUUGUCUUCACGGGUCAUGAAACGAAGCUCAUGAGGAACGCGACUGCUACUCCGAUCAAGCGAACUGCAGUUGAACGCAUGGUCAAUGUGCAGAUUCUGAUGCUUGUUGGUAUCCUCGUGGCACUGAGCGUCAUCAGCUCUGUCGGGGACUUGAUUGUUCGACAAACAGACUCCGACCAUCUAAGCUACCUUGACUACGGCUCUACUAAUCCUGUGAAGCAGUUUGUCCUUGAUAUAUUUACGUAUUGGGUCCUAUAUUCCAAUCUUGUCCCCAUAUCGCUCUUCGUUACCAUUGAAAUUGUCAAGUACUUCCAAGCCUUUCUCAUCAACUCCGAUCUUGAUAUCUACUACGAUAAGACCGACACCCCCGCUACCUGCAGGACCUCAUCUCUAGUUGAAGAACUUGGUCAGAUAGAAUAUAUAUUUUCUGACAAAACUGGGACCUUGACUUGCAAUGUUAUGGAGUUUAAACAGUGCUCUAUUGCGGGCAUCCAAUACGGUGACGAUGUUCCUGAAGACCGACGGGCGGCGAUGGACGGUAGUAUGGAAUUCGGGGUUUAUGAUUUCAAAACUCUUCAUCGAAACCUCCAGUCACAUUCUUCCAAGAACGCAAUCCAUCAUUUUCUCGUCCUCCUUGCCACCUGUCACACUGUUAUUCCGGAAAGGUCGGAUGGCAAGCCUGGACAAAUCAAGUACCAGGCAGCAUCUCCCGAUGAAGGCGCCUUGGUUGAAGGUGCCGCCAAUCUGGGAUACCGUUUUACAAAUCGAAAACCUAGGGCUGUGCUUUUCACGGUUGGCACAGAGGAGUUUGAAUAUGAGCUGCUGGCGGUGUGCGAGUUCAAUUCUACCAGGAAGCGAAUGUCAACAAUCUUCAGGUGCCCGGAUGGAAAAAUUCGAAUAUAUUGCAAGGGUGCGGACACGGUAAUACUCGAACGGUUGCAUCCUGAUAACCCGACCGUCGAAGUUACAUUGCAGCAUCUGGAAGACUAUGCUUCGGAAGGUCUUCGAACUCUUUGCUUGGCAAUGCGAGAAAUCCCAGAACCGGAGUUCCAGCAAUGGUAUCAUAUUUAUGAUAAAGCUGCUACGACUGUCAGCGGAAAUCGUGCCGAGGAACUUGAUAAGGCAGCGGAGCUCAUCGAGAAGGACUUCUUUCUGCUAGGUGCGACGGCCAUUGAGGAUAGAUUACAGGACGGGGUCCCGGACACCAUUCACACUCUUCAGACGGCUGGAAUUAAGAUCUGGGUUUUGACGGGUGACAGACAAGAAACUGCUAUUAACAUAGGAAUGUCCUGCAAGCUCAUCUCGGAGGACAUGACUCUAUUAAUUGUCAAUGAGGAAAACGCUCUAGCAACGAGAGACAACUUGGCAAAGAAGCUUCAAGCCGUUCAAAGUCAAUCUGCUUCUGGUGAAAUUGAAGCCCUUGCUCUUAUUAUCGAUGGUAAAUCUUUGACAUAUGCUCUCGAGAAGGAUAUGGAAAAGCUGUUUUUGGACCUCGCUGUUAUGUGUAAAGCUGUGGUCUGCUGUCGUGUUUCCCCUCUUCAAAAAGCCCUUGUCGUCAAGCUGGUGAAACGACACCUGAAGUCCAUACUGCUGGCCAUUGGUGACGGUGCGAACGAUGUAUCCAUGAUCCAGGCAGCGCAUGUGGGCGUCGGUAUCAGCGGUGUUGAAGGUCUUCAAGCAGCGCGGGCCGCCGACGUGGCGAUUGGACAAUUUCGCUAUUUGCGUAAAGUGUUGCUUGUCCAUGGAUCGUGGAACUAUCAUCGGAUCAGUCGAGUCAUCCUGUAUUCGUUCUAUAAGAACAUUGCGCUCUAUAUGACACAAUUUUGGUACUCUUUCCAAAACGCUUUCUCUGGUCAAGUUAUCUACGAGUCCUGGACACUGUCGUUCUACAACGUCAUUUUCACCGUACUUCCUCCUUUCGCCAUGGGGAUUUGCGACCAGUUCAUUUCGGCUCGAUUGCUGGACCGGUACCCUCAGCUUUAUCAGCUAGGGCAGAAAGGGUUGUUUUUCAAGAAGCACAGCUUCUGGUCCUGGGUCGCCAACGGGUUCUACCAUUCUCUAAUCUUAUACAUAGUCUCGGAGCUCAUCUUUUUCUGGGACUUACCCAUGACGGAUGGCAAGACAGCUGGCCACUGGGUCUGGGCUGAAAUACUUUACACAGCAGCGUUGGGCACCGUUUUGGGUAAAGCGGCUUUGAUCACUAAUAUCUGGACUAAGUACACAGUUAUUGCCAUCCCAGGAUCUAUGGUCCUCUGGCUCAUAUUUCUACCUGCCUAUGGAUUUGCGGCGCCGGCCAUCGGGUUUUCCAAUGAAUACUAUGGCACGAUCCCACGUGUUUUCUCGUCUCCGAUCUUCUAUCUGAUGGCCAUCGUUCUCCCAUGUCUCUGCCUUCUCCGCGACUUUACCUGGAAAUACGCCAAGCGCAUGUACUACCCCCAGGCUUACCACCAUGUCCAGGAGAUCCAGAAGUACAAUGUGCAGGAUUAUCGUCCGCGCAUGGAACAGUUCCAGAAGGCUAUUAGGAAGGUCCGUCAGGUGCAGCGUAUGCGCAAACAGCGCGGAUACGCUUUCAGUCAGGCCGAUGAAGGUGGACAGAUGAGGGUUGUCGGUGCUUACGAUACCACAAGAGGCAGGGGGCGCUACGGCGAGAUGUCUAGUUCUAGAGGUUUGAUUUGAUCUGUGUUGGGUGAGGUGUCAUACAACUUUGUUUUGGUUUAAGCGUCCUGUUUCUUUUUUGCUUUAAUGUGAGUAAUGCCGUGUCUGUUUCUUGUCAUGAUGACCUGCUCUUCAUGUCUUUUUGUAGCAUAUUGCACUGUACGUAGAAGCUCAAGCAACACCUAAAGGCCAUAAUACUCAUCGCCUUUAGUAAUUUUAUACCACGAUUUCCGGGAUUCGCUCAAUGUCUCUUGUCACUUUGGUAUGGUGUUCUGCUCGCUUAUAUUUUGCAUUUUUCAGUAUGUCUCGACCGAGCUAGGAGACUGGUUUUUGUUUUCAUUUUCAUUUUUAUUUAUUUUGUUUGCUCAUUUCCAAAAGGAGAAGAGAAGAAACCAAAUUUUCAUUACACUGUAAAAAAGAAAAACC